AUGCAGGCACAGCCAACUAGACAAUUGAGAAACUCAAUAAGAAAGAGAGGACAAUCCUCUGUUUCGAUACAAUGGAAACUAAGAGACCAUUCAACUGUGCUGCUUCGAAGCACCCGACGAAAGGCAAAUUCGACUGCUAUGUUUGUGAAAAAAGGUUCUUCGCCCAAAAAAACCACAAUCACACAACGUCGGGGUCUCAAACGUAGCAAAGGUUCCCAAAAAAACAAUAAAAUUAUUGAUCAUUAUUAUGAUGAUACAGAAGAAGAGGAGGAGGAGGAAGGGCCAACAAUUUCGCUUUUCCUCACUAUUCCUCCCGAGAUCUUUGCCGUGAUUUGUGCAUAUCUUCCACCCGCCGAAUUAUUUACUCUUUCUCGAGUAUGUAGACGCUUUAGAGGAUUUCUUUGGUCGACAACUUCGGCGGUAACUGAAUCGAUUUGGCGUGUUUCCCGAACUACUUUUUUACGGUAUCCGAAUAUGGCACCGCCGACUGGACUGGCAGAGUUGGAAUAUUUGAGACUUGUAAUGGAGAAAGGUUGUAUGUUUUGUGAUAAGGAAGAUGGACUUACUAUAUAUUGGGAAUUUCAAAUUCGUUGUUGUACCGGAUGCCUGGAAAAAAUUACUAUUCGGGAUUAUCACCUCUCUUCAAAAUUGAAAAGGAUGAAUGUUCCCCAAGAUAUUAUCUUUGGUCUUCCUUACUUGCUCCGUUGCAACACACCUAAAUACGACGGAAAAAUAUUUUUGCAAUCAGAUAUACAACGCGUACACGAGGAAUACUUGGUAGCGCCUGACAAAGAAGCAUGGGUCACGCAGAAAAAUGCAGAGAUUCUCGCAUUCCUUCAAGAUGCCCGAGAACGCGCCAAAGACACCCAAACUAACCAAAAAAUUCUUAUAAUGAUAGAACGAGGUCGCCGCUACAAAAUCAUCUCGGCAAAAAUCAAGGAACUCGCUAAAGAAUUACGCAACAGCAAGACAUCAAUCGGUCAAACAGAGUAUUUGCUUAAACGGUGCCCAUCUUAUCGACGUGUUGUUGACGUGCCGAAACCUUUUACGGAACGUUCUUGGAAUGCGUUGGUCAAGAAAUUGGAGGUAGAAUUGCCGAAUGCUAGGCAAUUGUCGCGGGGUAUUCUUCCGUCUAACGAUGAGAUAUGGGAGAUUCGCGAGGAAUUGCGUGAACGUGUGAGGAGGCUUCAAGCGAGAUUGGCAGAAACUUUUGACGAAAAUUACUAG
Ambispora leptoticha is the source of this 1227-nucleotide messenger RNA. Lineage: Eukaryota; Fungi; Glomeromycota; Glomeromycetes; Archaeosporales; Ambisporaceae. The record is from the annotation of a GenBank genome assembly.